AUGGAUGGAGUACCGGUCAUGAUCGAUCUCGGUGAAAGUUUGAUCCCAACUAUCUGUGCUUUGUGGAAAGCCCCAGAUUUGGUGCCCAUUAUUUGUAUACACACCCCAGUUCUAAGUAAGAUCCACGGAGGGGCCCCUCUGUAUGUUCCUGGUGUGAACACUCACGGUCAGUUCCCCCAGUAUCCUUCAGGAGCAUUGGUAGCUGCUUGUACCGGACACAAUGCCGCUGCCUGUAUAGUUGGACGAGCCAAAAUAUCCUCCGCUGAACUACUGAGAGACAGAAUGAGUGUUUGUCUGGAAAUCCUUCAUGUAUUUGGGGAUCAAUUGUAUAAAGAAAAGAAAUUUGUGAAAAUAGAGAGACCCAAACUAGAUCCUGGAUCCUACAACAUAACUGAACUAUUGACUAAUGAGAUCAAUAAGUUAAACAUUCAACCAGUCAAAGACGAAUGGCCAAGUCUAGUGAAGACAGAGUCUGCUCCCAUCAAUGAACCGGCAGUCAUUGUUGACUCAGUCCCUGAAACAAUUACAAAUGUAUCCCAAGACGAGGAAAAUAAUGACCUCAAUAAUACAGCAGAGUCAGGAUGCAUGUGUUUGUUUAAGGAACCACCUCAUGCCGCUGUGUGCAUGUCCGACCGAACCUUAGAUGUUAAGAAGUCGAGCUUCAAGAAGAUGGGCAAGUUUCUGGAGGCCAUGCAACGGGUAACGUCCAGUCCGUCGUGCGGCGUGUUAUACGCGGUGUGCUCCGACCAACACUCAAAGGAGAGGAGUCAGUUCGACACCAGCUUCAAGACCCUGGACGCCUACGACUACUCCAGCAUCGCCACGAUCGACGUGAAACGCAACAUAUACUCGCUACGGGACGCAGAUAGCGCUAGUAGAGAACAUGGGGGACUUUGA
Messenger RNA from Danaus chrysippus (African queen), 897 nucleotides. NCBI's taxonomy places the organism in Eukaryota, Metazoa, Arthropoda, Insecta, Lepidoptera, Nymphalidae. The record is from the annotation of a GenBank genome assembly.